AUGAUGAUAAUGACAAUGAAGAUGUUCACCCUCAUCGCCAACAUUUUCAGCAAUCUUUUUGAUUUCACCAAACCCUUCUGGGUUGAGAAAUGGGAGAAGAAUGCUCGCAAAGGUCUUGAUGAUGAGAUGUUGGUUUUUCAGUGGUUAGAUAUUGAUGCUGAAGGUGAUGAUGAUGACAAUCCUGAUACAGAGGAUGCUGUAUUUCAAUAG
Marasmius oreades (fairy-ring Marasmius) is the source of this 210-nucleotide messenger RNA. RefSeq lists its product as uncharacterized. The record is from RefSeq and is a predicted model, not a curated record. The transcript has a single exon. The coding region runs from base 1 to 210 and encodes 69 amino acids. Lineage: Eukaryota; Fungi; Basidiomycota; Agaricomycetes; Agaricales; Marasmiaceae.